This is a messenger RNA of Funneliformis mosseae, 1599 nucleotides long. Lineage: Eukaryota; Fungi; Glomeromycota; Glomeromycetes; Glomerales; Glomeraceae. The record is from the annotation of a GenBank genome assembly.
AUGCAUAGUUAUAUCGAUUAUACAGACAUUUUUCACCCCUUUGUUAGUUUAUUCACUCAAUCGCAAGUGCAAUCAAUUCUCUUGGCAUGGCUUCCAACAAAAUUAGAAUCAUAUAUGUCCGGAAUAAUGGCAGUUGAUAUGUUUCUGACCAACGCCUUUGCGUACGGACUUUGUGCUUUAGCUUUUACAUUAUUCACGUUCUUUGGUUCUGUCAUCAGAAAAGGGUCAUGGAGAAAGAAACGUUGCGUCACGGCUCAAAUUGAAUAUCUUAUUAUGGGUCCGUAUGGUAUGCCAAGCGCUAAUCCAAUUUAUGAAGCUUUGUCUUGGUUAAUCUCUCAACAAACAAAAUCCCUAGAUAAUGGUUCUUUCAUUGUACAACUUACAACAAAUUUUAUGAUCAAUGAUUAUGAGAAAGACGAGUGCGCCCCUCCAGAAUUUAAUAUUCUUCCGGAGAAAGAUCAAGUAAUUUCCAUUAAAUUUAAAGGAAAGAAAUUCAAGGUUGAGUUUAACGUUCCCGACCAUCAUGAUGAAGUUCAUUCCAGUACGAACGUUGAUGAUAUAACAGAAUUUUUAAAUGAAGUAACACGAGCUCAUAAAGAAGAUCAGAAAAGAAUGAAAGGGCGUUCGAGAUAUGAACGAAAUUAUUGCGUUUGGGAAUACGUGCAAACGUUAUCUUCAAUUAGAGGUUUGGAUACGGUCGCAUUGGAUGAACCGCUUGAAUUAAUAUUAAGAAAGGAAUUAGAAACGUUUAUAAAUGAUAAAAGUUUCUACGAAAGAAUUGGAUUGCCUUAUCGACGUGGCAUUCUAUUAUAUGGAAAGCCGGGAACGGGAAAAACUAGUUUAGUGAAUGCGAUCUCUUCACAAUUAUCUCGUGAUAUUUAUUACUUAAAUCUUAAAAACAUCAAGGAUGAUAAUGAUUUAAGCGCCGCGUUUAGUGGCGUUCCCCCUAAUAACCUUAUUGUACUCGAAGAUGUCGACACCCAAUCUAAAGUUCUUCACAAACGAACUGAAGAUUCCUCAUCCUCGGAUCAACAAGAUAAAUCAGAAGAUAAACCACGAUUUAGUUUAUCAACUUUCUUGGGAUAUUUGGAUGGUCAUAUAUUAGCUGAAGGAAAUAUCAUCAUCAUGACGACAAAUCACGUUGAAUUUCUUGACCCUGCUUGUAUUCGUCCUGGUCGCAUGGACGUACAUCUUGAACUUGGUUAUUGUACUCAUUAUCAGAUUAAAAAAAUGUUUAAAGGUGUGGUCGAAAAUCCUGAAGUUGAGUUCCCUCGAGAUAUUCUUGAACAAAUUCCCGAAAGGUUGUUGCCUCCUUGUGAAGUUAUGAUGACUAUGGUUUUAUAUCGCAACGAAAUUGACAUGAUUCCACAAAAGAUUUAUGAAAUGGUCUCAAAAUAUAUAAACAUGAAACCUGAAGAUAUUGCAAAACAGAUGGAAGAAGAAACGCUCCGUAUUGCAGAAGCAUCUGCUAAUUUACAGCAAUCAGCAAAUCACAGAGCGUACGAGGAUAGUGAUACAGAUGUAGAUUUCGAUUAUAGGUCAAGAAAAAUGAAAAACAUGAAAAACUUCAAAAAAUGUCAAAAACGGCAAUAUGUUUGA